Nematostella vectensis (starlet sea anemone) is the source of this 1278-nucleotide messenger RNA. RefSeq names its product deoxyhypusine hydroxylase. The record is from RefSeq and is a predicted model, not a curated record. Gene Ontology annotation, molecular function: deoxyhypusine monooxygenase activity. The coding region runs from base 133 to 1053 and encodes 306 amino acids. The transcript is spliced from 14 exons. Lineage: Eukaryota; Metazoa; Cnidaria; Anthozoa; Actiniaria; Edwardsiidae. Gene Ontology annotation, biological process: peptidyl-hypusine biosynthetic process.
GGCUAUCCUCAAAAAGCUAAAAUUCGAAUGCCGGGUAAAACAUUACACAACGAGCAAAUUACAAAGAAAAUUACGUUUUUGAUUGAACAGUUCUACCAAUACCCUAAAUAGCUGUUGAAAGCAGCUUAUAACAUGGGGGAGUCAACAGAAUUAAAAGAAAUCGGCGAAACACUUUGCGAUCAAUCAAGGUCCCUUACAAAGCGGUUCAGAGCGCUCUUUACCCUGAGAAAUCUUGGUGGAAAAGUAGCAAUCGAGCAUAUAUCAAAAUGUUUCAAUGACCCAUCUGCCUUGCUGAAGCACGAGCUUGCUUAUUGUCUUGGACAAAUGCAGGAUCCUGAUGCUCUGCCCAUCUUGAUCAGUGUACUUAAAGACACUAACCAAGAGACCAUGGUUAGACAUGAGGCAGGCGAGGCUCUGGGUGCGAUUGGUUCACAGGAUGCUUUGGAUGUGUUGAGGCAAUAUGCAAAUGACCCACUUCCAGAGAUUGCGGAAACCUGUCAGUUGGCUCUACAAAGAAUAGAAUGGCUGCAAACACAGAAAGACGACGAAAAAGAUCAUCUGAGUGAAAAUCCUUACAACUCAGUCGACCCUGCUCCCCCUUCUAUCAUCACCGACGUGAAACAGCUGAAGGAAACGCUUCUCAAUGAGAGCCUGCCUCUCUUUGACAGAUACAGGGCGAUGUUCUCGUUGAGGAACAAAGGUGGAGAAGAUGCUGUGUUGGCCUUGGCGGAGGGGCUUAAAUGCAGCAGUGCACUUUUUAGGCACGAAAUUGCAUACGUACUGGGACAGAUGCAGGAUGACGGCGCAGCUAAACAGCUCUCAGUUAAUCUUGCAGACGCGAAUGAAAACCCAAUGGUCAGACACGAAUGCGCGGAAGCGCUGGGAUCGAUCGCAAAGGAUAGCUGCCUGGACAUUUUAAAAAACUACAAAGAUGACAAAGAGCGGGUUGUCAAGGAAAGCUGUGAAGUCGCCCUUGAUAUGAGCGAGUACGAGCGAGGGCCCGAGUUCCAGUACGCAGACACUCUCGCCAAAUUGAAAAGCGCUACUGCCUAAUAACGCCAGUGGAACAGAAAUAAGACGCGAGGGAAGCUUCCCCAAGUAGUGGGAAAAUAAGAGUCAAAUUCUAGAUUUAGCAAUAAUAGUAUUUUUAGUAUUUUAAGUACUACGACCCGAGGUUAUAUGUAUACAAUGAAUAUUUGUUUGACCGAUUUCAUUCAACACUAAGUGGAAAGACUUAUGGAAUAAUUUAGUUUUGAAUAAAGUUCUUAUCAGACGUCA